Molecule: messenger RNA, 2023 nt
Organism: Xenopus laevis (African clawed frog)
Lineage: Eukaryota; Metazoa; Chordata; Amphibia; Anura; Pipidae
Gene: ptk6.L
Product: protein-tyrosine kinase 6
Exons: 8
Coding region: 296-1696 (466 amino acids)
Source: RefSeq, a predicted model, not a curated record
CAGGUAUGUGCAGACCAGAGCGGGAAGUGAACUAAUAAGGAAGUAAGGUGUUUCCAGCAGGUUAGACUCCAUUCUCACAUCCAUUGAGAGGAAAAGCCCCACACAGUCCUUCUAUCUAUGUGAUUCCCUCACUUCCACUUUCUUCUACUCCAACACCCAGAAAGUUGUAGCCAAUGUCCUGUCUCUGAGUCGCUCCAGCCCACCUUGUCUUCUCCUAGGAAGGCAGAAGUGGGAUGAGAAGGCUGAGAUCCUUGCACUGUUAUUCCCUGGGAACUGAAUGGUUGGCUAAUUCAAGAUGAGCCAUCGGCCAAAGCGUUUUGUUAGUCUCUGGGACUUCAAGGCCGAAGCUCCAGAGGAGUUAAGCUUUAAAGUUGGCGAUGUCUUCGAAGUUUUGGACAGGAGCGGAGACUGGUGGCAUGUGCAGAAACUGAAAGGUGAUAGAAAGGGAAAGCCAGAGGUGGGAUAUGUCCCUUACAAUUUCCUGGCAGAGGAAGGAACGGUGGAAGAGCAAGUAUGGUUUUUUGGAGAAAUGAGUCGCACAGAGGCUGUGAGUCUUCUCAUGGAAGAUGGAAAUAAAAAUGGAUCGUUCCUGAUUCGUGCAAGUGACAAACAUGGAAUUCUCUACGUGCUCUCAGUGAGACACCAGGAUUCCGUCCGGCACUUCAAGAUCUUGAGGAACACAGAGGGAAAAUUUCACCUGAAUAACACCUCCUUUUUCCAUGACCUGAAUCUGCUAGUGGAGUCGUACUGCAAGAAACCAAUAUGUCCAGGGCUGAGCCUGACCAAACCAUGUGUGAAGAAUGAGCCAGUGGUCAGUGACCUAAGCCCAGUACCCUUGGAUGAAUGGGAGAGACCAAAAGAAGAGUUUACCCUUGUCAGGCAACUCGGAAUGGGGAACUUUGGUUAUGUGCAUGAAGGACUUUGGAAGGGAAAACUAAAAGUUGCUAUCAAGACAAUAAAACGAGAUGUGACUAGCCAGGAUCUGUUUGUGAAGGAGACAGGAUUUUUGAAAACCCUACACCACAAGAACUUACUGUCACUGUAUGCAGUGUGUUCUGUCAGUGAUCCUUACUACAUUGUCACUGAGCUGGUACCCAAGGGAGAUCUACUCAAAUAUCUACGAGAUUCAGAGGAAGAUGAGUUGGAUGUUGAAGGCCAACUGGACAUAGCAACCCAGGUGGCAGACGGGAUGCGAUAUCUUGAGUCACAAAAUUGUAUUCACCGGGACCUGGCAGCCAGAAAUAUCCUGAUGGGACGAAACAACAUCUGUAAAAUAGCUGACUUUGGGUUGGCCAGAGUUAUCUUGGAUUCCUACUAUGUGUCAGCCUCCAAGGAAAUUCCCUUUAAAUGGACAGCUCUAGAGGCUUUGGAAUACGGUCGUUAUACUGUCAAGUCUGAUGUCUGGUCUUUUGGUGUUCUGUUGCAUGAGAUCAUGUCACGGGGCAUGCAGCCAUACCCAGCACUUCACAACCAAGAGUUGAUCGAGUUCCUUAAAGGAGGCCAAAGGAUGAAAGCUCCACCUAAAUGUUCCCCACGAGUAUACAAUAUAAUGUUAAUGUGUUGGUCUCUGAACCCCAACGAAAGACCAAGCUUCGAAUAUCUCAAGACCAUGCUGGAGAACUUGUCAAACUAUGAAGUUUCAGAAGUCAACCCCAUACAUUCUAAGCCUAAACCGGUCACGAGGGGGAAAAGAUAAAAGCUUUGUGAGAACCAGCAAUUCCAAGGAAAGAGGAAAGAGUGUCAUCGUUUCCACAACUUGCCAAAUAAGACUGCUAAACCUUUUUGAAGUUCAGAACAUUGUGUAAUUUCCAAUCUUUUGAUGCUUCCAUUGAAAACCAAAGUUAGGAAUUCGCUGAACCAAGUAAAGUAACCCCAAAACUUUUCAUAUAUACAUUUAAAAAUGUGAGGUCUUUGUAUUUCAGUACUAAAAAAAUGAAAAGAUUAUGGUUACAGAGAACAUCCAGGAGGCAAAGUUGGGAAAUAUUGUGUUUUCUUCAUUAAAAAUAAAGGAAUCCGUGUCCAA